AUGAAAGUAACCUGAAAUGCUUUUCAUGGUGCUGUGAAGGGGUGACACCAUGUGGUUAUUAUCUGCUACUACAACAAGUGACCACAAAAUGUGUGCAAUCGGACACAAGAUUUUGUAUCUUUAUUUUCAGUUUUUUUCAUUUGGUCUGGCGAAGCACUCACGACUUUUGAAAACAGCUCUCUAAAGGCUCUUUCAACAGAAACGUCUGUCUGCCAUGAUCCAUGGUCAUAGGAUGAAGUGACUUCUGCAGUGCACUGAACACAUGCUAACCUACCUGUAAACUCAUUGCAUUCCCAAAUCAAUAUUUCUCUCCCUUGUGAAAAUUGAGUUUGGAGGUCCAGCUGGCAGGCAGGAUGUACAAGGGAUUAUCAGUAGCAGCAAGGCCAUGUAGAGGUUGGGUAUAACCCUGUUACAUCCUCCCUGCCUCUCUGCCUCUCAGCCUGCCUCCCCUCUCUGCUCUGGGCCCCAUUCUGCUUUAUUGGACCACAAUCAAUAUGGAGACCUGGUGAUGAAGUGCAUCAUUAGUCUGGGGCCUGGGCUACGGUCUUCAACUCACCAUCCUACCGCUAUGCCAAAGAGCAUUUCUCCUGCUUUAACUUGACGCUACUUAUACUCUCUGUUAAUAAGGAGGAUGUGGUUGAGAUCUCUUGUUAUGUUGUACCAUCAUUCAAAAAACAGUUUGGUGUACAAGAGGAGGAAAUGCAUAUUUAUGAGUUAUAGAUAUUUAUGGCCUGUGGUAUCUGUGAUAGAGAGUGAUACAUUUGAAAGAGGAUUUUUGGGGAGCAUUUCAAUCCUACAUUUAGGCAGAGGUGGAAUCUCUGGAUGUUGUUUCUGUGGCUGUGUGUUGUAGUCAGUAAACUGUAGUCAGGUUGUCACUGAAUCGUAACUGGAUGUUAGCCAGGAAGCACAGUCACAUACUGUAGUACUCCAUCCCUUCUGAUAACAUUCCCCCUGCUGAUUGAUUGAAUUAAAGCUCACUCAGGGCUCAUUUAAGUGAACUGGUUAUCUGAGGGGGAGAUCUGUAACAGACACAGUACUAAAGACUGAAGGUUGUGGGGGGCUGAGUGCAUUUAUAGAACAGCGAUGGUUCCAUGACCACACUUGUGUGAUGAGUAUCCUCGUCUGAGACCUGAAGAGUUGCAUUGCAUGCAGGUAUACAUGCGUGCGAUCUGUCCCUGUCGGUGACACUUAAGAAUUGUCCCAGUGUUUUUGUCAGUAUGAUAUCAUUUAGCAUAUUUUCAUUUGAGAAGAAAGCAAGUUGAGAUCAUUGAUUCCAUGCACCGGUUGUUCUUUUGAGUUAUACGUGGUCAAUGUUAAAUAAUACAUAUAAUCCUCCAGGUCUGUGGCGCGAACAUAUCUUGUAGCUGCGACAGUCCUACAAAUACAGGAAAUGACGUCAUUCGUAUUCACUAUUCUUAGUUAACAUGUCUCAAAUAAAAGAAUCCCUGUCUAGUUUCAGGUCCAUACCACAAAUGCACAAGGUAGAAAGAGUCAACCAACAAGUGUUUCAACAAGCCUUGAACACAAUGAUCAUGUUCAUCCUCAUCCUGUGUGCCUUGUCAAGAGAGGCCAUGGUCCAAACCACAGCCAAGAAGAUUGUUCCAGCAAAGAUCUAUUGGACUACUACAGGAACAAUAAUGGAGGGAAGUGACCUUGUGGUGAAAUGUAGUACACAUGGGCGCAAGGAAGACAAAGUGGCAUAUGUUUACUUGUGCAUUAACGGGGUUGCAGUGGAACAGAAGAAAACUAUGCAAGAAGACACCUUUUUCACCAUGAAAAGUGUUACUGGCCAACAGACUGGCAAUUACAGCUGUGUGUUCUCUAAAACCCCGUAUCCACUCUCUGAAGUGCAGGGAAAAGGAGAUAAUUAUCUUUUCAUCCAGGUGAUGGACCGUAUACUCCCUGCAGACAUAUCACUUGCAGGCUCAAGAACUGUGAGAAAGGGAGAUGGUGUGGAGUUUAAGUGUACAAUUUCAGACCCAAGUUUUCAAACACAAAAUACCAGUGACUUAGUUCACGCUUACCUCUGCAAGUAUGGCUCUGUUGUUCAGAUGCAGGUGUUUGAUGUAAAGAGCACGGAGGCAACUUUUACGAUUAAAAGUUUUAAUGAGAAUGACGCAGGUAACUACAGUUGUGUGCUUGAUCUUCAAUCCAAAACCCUCAAAGAUAAAGACAGAACAUUCUAUGGAAAUAAUGCAGUAUUUCUACAGGUUAAUGUGUCCUGGAGUCACUUCAUCACACCGGUUGUGUUUUGCGUCUGUUUUCUUCUGAUCUUAUCACUGAUAGUGGGCACAUGGUGGCUGUUCAUUAAACAAGGAGCUUUACAAUGUUAUUGUGGAAGAACACCACGACAGGAGGAGAACGAUGUGCCAAUGACAGGGGAGGGUGACGACGGAACUUUAAACAUGGAGGGAGAAUCCAGUGAUGAAUUUGCCUGUGACAGUGAGGCCAGUGGGGAGGAGUACCAGGAUUUGUGUGAUGAGGUGGAGACAUACCAUGAGAUGGAGGAUGCCACGUACCAUGAAAUUCCGGUGAGCUGGUGAAACACGGAAUAUUAAACACGUUAUAGUGCGUGUUCAAGGUGAGUUCAAUAUUUUGAAAUAGUAAUAAUAGUAAGUUAUGUGUAUUUUUGGGAUUUCCAUACGUCAGGCAGAACGAGUCAGGUUUUGUUUCACGGUAUCUAUCAGAACAUGGAAAAUAUCUUGUCUCACUUUCUAUGUCAAUGGUGUCAUUUCUGAUGGUUAGUAGUAGUUUGCAUAAACGCAUUCAGUCACAUUUUUUAUUUAAUUUUUAUUGCACAUAAAACAAACCAAGAUAAGAAUGGUUUACAUCAUGAUCUGGGUAUAUUCCUCUGUGCAGAGAAUGCAGACUUGAGACCUUCUCCUCAGAGCUCCGGUGUAUCAUGUGGUGAACACUCUCCAAUUUAGCAUUGCUUCUGUGAUAAACCUAUUUAAUCAUUGUCUUAAUGUCAUUGUCCCACCUCAUCUUGGAUGCUAUAAUAUCCUGAAAACUGAAACAUUUCUGAUAUAAGAAUGAACACACAGCUGUCAUCUAAUGUGAUGAAGGAUUUGUCGGACCAGAUAUAAUAUGUUGGGGACUUUUCAUCCGCAGAUGCAGCAAAUCAAGGCCCAGAUGCAGAAGAUGUGUAUGCCAAGUCAUGCAAGAAGACAGGACGUCAUCUAUACAUGCCUUAAUCAUUAUUAGAUAUGCAUUAUUUCAAAGCAGUACUGCAUGUGUACUUCAUGGUUACAGUAUCUAUAAUGAGAUAUUUUAUGUAUUGUGCAUUCAGUGCGUGUCUUGCGUUGGACUACUCCCUGCAUGUUCAAGUUGACGA
Molecule: messenger RNA, 3334 nt
Organism: Salmo salar (Atlantic salmon)
Lineage: Eukaryota; Metazoa; Chordata; Actinopteri; Salmoniformes; Salmonidae
Source: RefSeq, a predicted model, not a curated record